Messenger RNA from Gopherus flavomarginatus (Mexican gopher tortoise), 3409 nucleotides. RefSeq names its product FGR proto-oncogene, Src family tyrosine kinase (gene FGR). Gene Ontology annotation, cellular component: extrinsic component of cytoplasmic side of plasma membrane. Gene Ontology annotation, biological process: innate immune response; cell differentiation; protein phosphorylation. Gene Ontology annotation, molecular function: ATP binding; non-membrane spanning protein tyrosine kinase activity; signaling receptor binding. NCBI's taxonomy places the organism in Eukaryota, Metazoa, Chordata, Testudines, Testudinidae. The transcript has 13 exons. Bases 569 to 2194 code for a protein of 541 amino acids. The record is from RefSeq and is a predicted model, not a curated record.
CUUCUCCCGCAGCAGAUCCCGAGCGGGCCGGGUCUGCGGGACCCUAGAGCUGCAGGUCAGGGCCCACGGAGAUGUGGGGGAGGAGGGGGUCGGUAGCUCUGCAAUCUCCCCCUGUCCUGGGCAGCCCGGUGCUGCGGGAUUGAUUGGGGUGGGGGGUGCUCUCUCAACCCCCCCCUCCCGGGGACGCUCCGGAUUGGCAGGACCCCAGGCCGCGGCAAUCAAUGGGUGGACCUGGGCGGCGGGGUCUCUGGCACCAGCUGAUGGGGAUUUGCUGGGACCUGUAAGCGCCCAGCGCAGCUCUCUGGGGCUCCCGCUCGCACAAUGAACCCUUGCUAAGGGGCGGGGGGGGCAGAAGGGGGCCGGCUGAGGGCUGGGCGCCAGGGAGAAGAACCGGAGCGACAGGGAAACACGCAGGCACCCACCGGCGCGCUGUGCCCUGCCCGCCCCCCUGCCAGGGGCCAGCUCAGCCCGGAGCCCGCAGGCUGGAGCCGCGCAAGGUGUGGGUCUCCUCGGGCAGGUAACAUGGAGCAGCUGAACUGACCUGAGGAGCCAUCCCAGCUUGCCCAGAAUGGGCUGUGUGUAUUGCAAGGAGAAGGGGUCGAAUAAAGGCCAGACGGAGAACGUCGAUGGCACAACCAGCUCGGCAUCGAAAUCCUGCUACGGCCCUGACCCGACCCAGCAGAAUCCCGCCAGCAGCUUCACCCACAUCCCUGACUUUAACAACUUCCACAGCACACCCGCCAGCACCGCCGGCGCCCCCUUCAUGGGCCCCAGCCUCUAUCCCAACAGCACCUUGCACGUGCGUGGAGGGGGGAUCACAGGCGGGGGGGUGACUCUUUUCAUUGCCUUGUACGAUUACGAAGCCCGGACGGAGGAUGACCUGACAUUCCUGAAGGGGGAGAAAUUCCACAUUAUCAACAAUACUGAGGGCGACUGGUGGGAGGCGAGGUCCCUGAGCACAGGGGCCACGGGCUACGUCCCCAGCAACUACGUGGCCCCGGUGGACUCCAUCCAGGCGGAAGAGUGGUACUUUGGGAAGAUGGGGCGAAAGGACGCUGAGAGGCAGCUGCUGUGCCAGGGCAACCUCCGAGGGACCUUCCUCAUCCGGGAGAGCGAGACCACCAAAGGUGCCUAUUCCCUGUCCAUCCGGGACUGCGACGAGACUAAGGGCGACCACGUGAAGCACUAUAAGAUCCGGAAGCUGGAUAACGGGGGCUAUUACAUCACCACGCGGGCCCAGUUCGAGACCAUCCAGGAGCUGGUCCAGCAUUACAGAGAGCGAGCUGCAGGCCUGUGCUGCCGCCUGGCCGUGCCGUGCCACAAGGGGAUGCCCAAGCUGGCAGACCUGUCUGUCAAAACCAAAGACGUGUGGGAGAUCCCGCGAGAGUCGCUGCAGUUGAUCAAGAAGCUGGGCAAUGGGCAGUUUGGGGAAGUGUGGAUGGGCACGUGGAACGGCACCACCAAGGUGGCAGUGAAGACGCUGAAGCCGGGAACCAUGUCCCCGGAGGCCUUCCUGGAGGAGGCCCAGAUCAUGAAGCUGCUCCGGCAUGACAAACUGGUGCAGCUGUACGCCGUGGUGUCGGAGGAGCCCAUCUACAUCGUCACCGAGUUCAUGAGCCAGGGGAGCUUGCUGGAUUUCCUGAAGGACGGGGAUGGCCGGUUCCUGAAGCUGCCCCAGCUGGUGGACAUGGCAGCCCAGAUCUCGGCUGGCAUGGCCUACAUCGAGCGGAUGAACUACAUCCACCGGGACUUGCGUGCUGCCAACAUCCUGGUGGGCGACAACCUGGUGUGUAAGAUCGCGGACUUUGGCCUGGCCCGCCUCAUCGAGGACAAUGAGUACACGGCGCGCCAAGGUGCCAAGUUCCCCAUCAAGUGGACAGCCCCGGAGGCUGCUCUCUAUGGGAGGUUCACUAUCAAGUCGGACGUGUGGUCCUUCGGCAUCCUCCUGACUGAGCUCGUCACCAAGGGCCGCGUGCCCUACCCAGGCAUGAAUAACCGGGAGGUGCUGGAGCAGGUGGAGCGGGGGUACCGCAUGCAGUGCCCCAGCAGCUGCCCCCAAUCCCUGCACGAGUUGAUGGUGCAGUGCUGGAAGAAGGAGCCCGAGGAGCGCCCCACUUUCGAAUACCUCCAGUCCUUCCUGGAAGACUAUUUCACUGCCACAGAGCCUCAGUACCAGCCGGGGGACAACCAGUGAGCCCCACUCUCUGAGCCAACCGGCCAUGCCCAGGGGCCCUUCUCUGCAGCGGCUGCACCGGGCCAGGACUUCCCAGGUGGCACUAGGCCAGGACUCACCAUGCCAGCCAGCCGUGCCCAGGCGGCACCAGGCAAGGACUUCCCUCUCUGGACAAUCUGGGCCAGACCCUUUUUUUAUAGUCCCCUUUUGGGGGUUUUGUUACUUUCCUGCCAUCUGCGCUCCCCUCGCUCUGCCCCAGGGCGGAUGGUGCUUUGCACAAAUGCCUCCUAUUCUAAUGAGGAUCCCAGCCCAGGGCCAUUCUUGAGGAGGUGGGGAGCUGAGUGAGGCUGCCCUGCAGCCCCCUUGUUGCUCUCCCAUGGAGAAAUCUCCCCCUCCCAUUUCCAGCUGCCUUCAACACCUACCUCUUAAUGCGAGAGGUUUUUUUUUUUUCCCCUGGGGAGCAAUGAGGCCAUGCUGCCCGCAGGGGCCAGAGGCCAGCCCAGCCUGCAGACAUUGGCCCCCUGAGCUUGGAGGGAUGCUCUCAGUGUGGGGGCCCUGGGUUUCGGAGGUGGCAGUGGCCGGUCCUGCUGCGCCUCAGUGGCCUUGGACUGGGCUGGGUCAGGGCCAUCGUCCCCCAACUGGAUUGCAGCAGCUUUGGAGUGUGUCCGUCAGGUCAUUCUCUCCUGGGGCUGAUGUCUGCACCCUGUCUCCAGCCCCCCAACUCUUGAGCGUCAGACAUGUGUUGUCCCGCUCCGCCCGCCUGGCUCUGGCCAGCUGCUGGUGGCGCCAACUCCAGGAGGGGGGCACCAUCUGCCACAAGUGCCUGGGGCAGAGGAGGGGGUCUUUGCUUCCCAUGGCCUGGGCACCCCACGGCACCCCCAAACUGAGUCAAAGACCUUGCCGAAGCUCCUCACCUGCCAUGGAAGGCUUGGAUGGAGGCUGGGAGAGGGGAUGUGUGGAAGGUAACCGGUUCCCCCCCUCGCAGCCCAGGCAGGUACCCUUACCCCCAGAGGGUGGGGACAGGUGGGUGGGGGUCCUUCCAUCUCUAGGAGCCCCCAUCUCACUCGGGGGCUAGGGCAGGCUGUUGCCCAGCUUGUGCCAUCACGGCGAGCCCCUCGCUGCCAGUCCUAACGUGCUGUGGAACCUGUGGGGGCAGAAGCCCAUUGCUGGCCGCUCCCCCAGGGAGUCUUCAAGCCUCCUUGGGUAGCAUUACAAAGCCUGGGGGUCAGGAAGUGU